GACGGGAAGCAUCCACAAAGCAGGCACAGUAGGAGCAGCAGCCGCAGCGGCAGCAGGAAUCUCGAAGAACCGCCCACCUAGAUCCCCUUUUUCUGUGCCCCUGAGACCCAGAAGACCUGCAAGAUCUGUCCCAAUGGAGUCUCAUCUCUGACGCUGAUCCUCCUGACUCCUUCUUAUAAAAACCCUGCGAUUCCUCUCAACUCACCUGUCUGAGCCAGGAUAAUCUCCACAUCCAGAAUCCUCAAUUAAAUCACAUUUGCCAAGUUCCUAUUGCCAGACCUUCCUGAUGGAUGAUAUCAGUGACGCAAAUGGCACUUUUGCCAUCACCUUACUCAAAAUGCUGGGUGAAGAGGACAACUCGCGGAAUGUAUUCUUCUCCCCGCUGAGCAUCUCCUCUGCCCUGGCCAUGGUCUUCCUGGGGGCAAAAGGAGACACCUCAGUGCAGAUGUCCCAGGCUCUCUAUUUGAACAGAGAUGGAGACAUUCACCAAGGUUUCCAGUCACUUCUCACUGAAGUCAACAAACCUGGCACUCAGUACGUGCUUAAAACUGCCAGCCGACUCUUUGGAGAAAAAACGUGUGGUUUCCUUUCAACGUUCAAGGAAUCCUGUCAGAAGUUCUAUCAGGCAGAGCUGGAGGAGCUCUCCUUUGCUCAAGAUACUGAAGAGUGCAGGAAGCACAUUAAUGACUGGGUGUCGGAGAAGACUGAAGGUAAGAUUGCAGAGGUGCUGGGUCCUGGGACAGUCGGUUCACUGACUAAGUUGGUCCUGGUGAAUGCCCUGUACUUCAAAGGAAAGUGGAACGAGCAAUUCGACAGAAAGCACACAAGGGGAAUGCUCUUUAAAACCAACCAGGAGCAGAAAACAGUGCAGAUGAUGUUUAAGCUAGCCAGAUUUAAUCUGGGGUAUGUGGAGGAGGUGCACGCCCAGGUCCUGGAGCUGCCCUAUGCGGAGGAAGAGCUGAGCAUGAUCAUUCUGCUUCCCGAUAACAGCACUGGCCUCGCCGCGGUGGAAGAAGCACUUACAUAUGAAAAAUACAGAGCUUGGACAGAUCCAGAAAACAUGACCAAAAAGAAAGUCCAAGUUUUCCUUCCCAGGUUAAAGCUGGAGGAGAGCUACGACUUGGAGUCUUUCCUUCGCGCUUUAGGAAUGACUGACGCUUUUGAGGAGACCAAGGCCGACUUCUCUGGAAUGUCAACUAAGAAGAACGUGCCUGUGUCCAAGGUUGCCCAUAAGUGCUUUGUGGAGGUCAACGAGGAGGGGACCGAGGCCGCUGCAGCCACUGCAGUGGUCAGAAACACCCGGAGCGCGAGAAUAGAACCGAGAUUUUGUGCAGACCACCCCUUCCUUUUCUUUAUCAGGCACCACGAAACCAAGAGCAUCUUGUUCUGUGGCAGGUUUUCUUCUCCAUAAAAAGGCACAAUUUCUGUGCCUGCUCCCCCUUUUCCCUCUGCCUGCCUUGCCUGAGUUAAAAUUCCACAUGGCCAGAUCAGUGCAGCGGCUUGAAUGCUGAAAUAAAGUGUGUGCACCUGUUAGUUUGCAAAUGUUUGUGCUGAAGUUUCCAGUGCUGUGCAGAAGGCAGACAGUGGGUCACCGAGGCCUCAGUGUGUGGAGCUGGGCUGGGAACACUUGAUUUGCCCGGUUGGGUCACUCUUGCCGUCUCUGCCCUCUCCUAAAGUCCUCGUGCAUCGUUUGAGAGCAUCUCAGGGACUCAUGAUCCAGCCCUUGGUGAGCUAUUCCAUUGCCAUGAUGACCACACUCUGCCACCCCUGAGGCCAGGCUAACCAGGGGACAGGCCCACUGCACACAAAGCCAGGAGUGAUGCUUACAGGGUCAACCCUGAAGCCUCCCAGGGUCUCCCUAACAGCUGAGAGAGCAUCUGUCCCCCAGCAGAGUCACACAGUGGCCCUGGUGUCCUGUGUCUCACAGGGACUCAUGAAAACAGCUCUUUGGGCACUUGUUUGCACAAGCCUCAGGUACAAGUGCAGGGGUUUGGCAGUGAGUGUUGGGACGGGCUGGGGGGCACGUCUCCUGAAUGUGCCCUGUGUGGUCUUCCUUCACUUCCCUCAGACUCAUACCAAGUGCCAGAGGAACCUUCACACCGAACAACUCUUAGAAGCCAUCAUACCUUUGAUGAAUUGUGUGUGCUCAGCCAUGAACCACACACCCGGCUCAAGAAAGAGCCUCUGACUAACGAAUUUGUAUUGUGACAGCACUUUGGAAAUUACAGGAAAGCAUACAAAACAUUUAAGCCAUCUAUAAUCCUGUUCCUCAGCAAUCACUGUUGUUAGUGAUACACAUCGUUCCCUAGUCUACAAAGGCAAAUACCUUUUUUUUUUUUUUCUUUGUGGCACUAAAGAUUGAACCCAGGGAUGCUCUAUCACAGAGCUACUGCCUCAGAUCUUUUUGGUUUGAAACAGCAUCUCACUAAGUCUCCCAGGCUGUUCUACAACUUGAGAUCUUCCUGUUUCAGCCUCCCCAAUAGCUGGAAUUAUGGGUAUACACUACUAUGCCUGGCAUAAAUAUAACCUUAUAAUUUUUGCAUGUUAAUCAUAAUUUAUGUAGUUUAUUUCUACUUUUACUAUGAGCCUUCCUCAAGAUAAGAAUCUAUACAAGUUAUCAAUUUGAUGUGCAUAAUAUUCUACUGUAUGGCUAUAUUUUUAUAAGUGAAUCUACUUAGACAAUUUGGGUAGAUUGACUUAUUUAUGUUAUAUAUACACUGUUGUGAAUAUCCUUCAUAGUUGCUCACAUCCUUAGUUAAUUUUCGAAUAAACAUUCCUAUGAAUGGUCCUGUCAAGAUAAAAAUUGGAUACAUUUUGAGACUUCCAAAUUGAUUUCCAAAAAGUUGUUCUGAUUUAUACCUCCUUAUCACUUACACUAGCAUUAACUGCUGCCUCCCUUAUUAAAUUUUAUGAGUGGGACUAUAAACAGUGGUUACUCUUGGUUAUCUUUGAUUCAGUCAUAGUUAUAUGAACCAUUUAUAUUACAGAUCUUACUUAGAACUCACCAAGAUGGAAUAUAUUCUCAAGCUACAUUCAUUUCAGUAAUCAAGUGAGUUUGGCCAAAAAUUAAUUCACGGGACUGAAAAGUGUGUGUCUGUGAGUUUUGAUCUCACUUCAACAUUCAAUAUAAAAAUACACCUUUUCUGAGGUAUAACUGGUGCAGAAUAAACUUUGCAAAUUUAAAGUGUGCACUUUGGUAAAUUCUGAUGCACACACCUGUGAUACCAUCUCCACAAUCCAGACAGUGAACAUAUCUAUCGCACCCCCAAAUUUCCUCUUGAGCCUUUGGAAUCUCUCCCUCCUUCCCCUCGUGGACUCACCCAAUCACUUACCCUCACUCCUCAGGCAACCACUGAUCUGCUGUCCACCACUGUAGACUAAGUUGCAUUUUCCAGAAUUUUAUUUGCAAGGAAACAUACAUUGCUUCCUUCUUUCUGUAUGUCUCCUGUAGCUCAAUACAACUAGUUUAAGAUUCUUCCACAUUGUAUAAAUAGUAGUUAGUUCCCUUUGUUGUUGAGUAUCAUGUCAUUGUAUAGACAGGUCACACUUCCUUUACUCACUUACAUUUUGAUGGAUAUUUAGGUUGUUCCCAAAGUUGUGGCUGUUACAGGUAAGGUAGUUGUGAACACUCAUGUUCACAUCUUUCUGUGGCCCCAUACUUUCCUUUCCUUAGUGUAGAAAAACAGAAUGGAAGGUUUGGGUCAUGUGGAAGGAGUGCUUAAUAUUUUAAGAAUUGCCAAAUUGUUUCCCAGAAUGGUUGCAUCAUUUAACAUGUUCAAAAAAGCAUGUGGGCAUUUUGGUUGCCCUAUAUCUUGCAAACACUUGGUAUGGUCAAUGAUGCUGAUUUAGGAUGUAGUGGUCUAUCACUGGGGGUUUAGUGUGCAUUUUCCUAAUGACUAAUUAAUUAUGCUCAGCAGAUUUUCAUGUGGUCAUUUGCCAUCCAUGUAUAUUCUUUGGUAAAAUAUCUUUUUAAAUGUAUCACCCACAUUUUAUAGUUUUGUUGUUUUCUACUGUAUUUUGAGAUGGCUCCAGUUACUGAUACCAAAUUCUUUGUCAGAUGUGUGGUUUGUAAGUGUUUUGAUCACAGGUUAUGUUCUGAACUUACCCUUUGAUAACAGUGCCUUUAAAAAGCAGAUGUUCUUAAUUUUGACUAAGUGUAAUUUACUAGUUUUUUAAAUUCACACAUAAAACACUUGUUAUAUCUAAGGAUUCUCUUUGCCUAAUGGAAGCUUAUAAGAAUUAUCUGUUUCUUUUAUAAGUAUUUAUAAUAUUCAAUUUUUUAUUUGGGCCUAGGAUCCAUUUUGAGUUUAUGUUUUUAAAUUAACUCAAUAUGUUGAAAAGACCGUUCUUUUCCCACUGAAUCACCUUUACAUUAUUUGUUGAAAAUCAUUUGAUCAUGUAUGCGGUUCUAAUUUUGUACUUUGUCAGAUUCCAUUGAUCUACUUGUCAAUCUUAAUGCCAGUAUCACACUCUCUUGAUUACUAUAGCUUAAUAAUACAUUUUGAAAUCGAGUAAGUCUUCCAAUGUGAUUAUUAUAUUUUAAAAUUGUUUUGGUUAUUUUAGCUUUUAUUUC
Messenger RNA from Sciurus carolinensis (gray squirrel), 4573 nucleotides. RefSeq names its product serpin family B member 8 (gene Serpinb8). Gene Ontology annotation, molecular function: serine-type endopeptidase inhibitor activity. The transcript has 9 exons. Gene Ontology annotation, biological process: negative regulation of endopeptidase activity. The record is from RefSeq and is a predicted model, not a curated record. Bases 287 to 1411 code for a protein of 374 amino acids. NCBI's taxonomy places the organism in Eukaryota, Metazoa, Chordata, Mammalia, Rodentia, Sciuridae. Gene Ontology annotation, cellular component: cytoplasm.